Messenger RNA from Melospiza georgiana, 1221 nucleotides. RefSeq names its product cystathionine gamma-lyase-like. Gene Ontology annotation, cellular component: cytoplasm. Lineage: Eukaryota; Metazoa; Chordata; Aves; Passeriformes; Passerellidae. Gene Ontology annotation, molecular function: cystathionine gamma-lyase activity; pyridoxal phosphate binding. Gene Ontology annotation, biological process: transsulfuration. The record is from RefSeq and is a predicted model, not a curated record. The coding region runs from base 1 to 1221 and encodes 406 amino acids. The transcript is spliced from 12 exons.
AUGUGCAGCCAGGAGUGCGGUAAGCUUCUGCCGCCUAUCCCUCACUUCGCCACCAAUGCCAUCCACUACGCGCAGGAGCCCGAGCAGUGGAAUUCCAAGGCCGUGGUGCCGCCUAUCACGCUCUCCACCACCUUCAAGCAGCAAGUACCCGCGAAGGACGAGGAGAGGUACGAAUACACCCGGUUCGACAAUCCGAACAGGCGUAUCCUGGAGAAGGUUAUGUCCGUCCUCGAUGGAGCCAAAUACAGCUUAGCUUAUUCCUCUGGCAUGGCAGCAAUUAUGAACAUCUGUCACCUGCUGAAGUCAGGAGAAACAAUUAUCUGCACUGAACACGUUUAUGAAGGCACGAAAGAAUUAUUUGACAAAAUGAAAAAGGAGUUCAAUUUGGAAGUGUUUUAUGUUGACUGCACAAAGCCAGAAGAGCUGGAAAAAAAGAUUAAAGAACAUCCCUCGACCAAGCUGGUUUGGCUCGAGAGCCCCACGAACCCCACGCUGAAGGUGAUCGACAUCAAAGCCUGCGCAGACAUCGCGCACAGGCACCCGGGGGUGCUGGUGGCCGUGGACAACAGCUUCAUGUCUCCAUAUUUCCAGCGUCCUUUGGCCCUGGGGGCUGAUAUUUGUAUGUCUUCUGCAACCAAAUACAUCAAUGGGCACAGUGAUGUUCUCAUGGGCCUGGUCUCUGUAAAUGAGAAAUGUCUCUAUGAGAAGCUGAAAUUCCUGCAGAGGACCCUGGGAGCUGUCCCCUCUCCCUUUGACUGUUACAUGUGCAACCGGGGCCUCAAGACUCUGCACAUCAGGAUGAAGCUGCACUUCCACAACGGCCUGGCUGUGGCCAAGUUCCUGAAAUCCCAUCCCUGUGUGGAGAAGGUCAUGUACCCAGGGCUGGCUUCCCACUGUCAGUGUGAGGUGACGAAGAGGCAGUGCUCAGGUGUUUCAGGGAUCGUCAGCUUCGAAAUCCAAGGGGAAGAACGUAAUGCUUAUGCCUUUCUCAGGAACCUGAAGGUGUUCACCGUGGGCUUCAGUGUGGGUGGCUAUGAGAGCCUGGCAGAGCAUCCGUACAGCAUGACCCAUCAGAAUCUGCCUGAGGAGGAUAAGAAACGUCUGGGGAUCACAAAGACCUUGAUCCGCCUCUCGGUGGGGCUGGAGGAUGAGGAGGAUCUGCUGGCAGACCUGGACCAGGCCCUGAAGGCUGCGGUGAGUGGGGACUUAAACCUUGUAUAA